UUAAAAAAAAAAAAAGGAAAAUGAUUUCUUUGUUUUGAAACAGAAGAGAAGUAGCUACUACUACACUCAAUAUGGUCUCUUGCUCUCCCUUCAAAUCCACUCCCAAUAUAUAAAUAGAAAUAUAUAUUUAAAAUACGAAAACACCAACAAACCCAGAAUUCAGAUUAAUUAAAAAAAGGAAAAAAGCCAAUAAAGUUGAAGGCCACCGAGGUUAUUUUCGUCAUUUUCCAACUAACAUCUCUCCCCAAAGCCUCCCUCCUCUUUCCCCUUUUUUUUUUCUCCUUCUGCAAAUCUUUCUUUAAUCUCUUAAAUCUAUACUACUUAUAUUAGUAGAUACAACGGCUGUGCGUUUCUCCGCCAUUUUUGUCCAAAUCCUAAGCUCACUCUAAGACUCCAUACUUGCGAAGUAGAAGAAGAAUAAAGAAGGGAAGUAGCAACAAACUUAAGCCAAAAAGGAAAGAGAUGGAGAGGAGCACUCCGGUUAGGAAGCCCCACACAUCCACCGCAGAUCUGCUUACUUGGUCUGAAACUCCACCGGCUGAAUCUCCCGCCGUCGCCUCCGCUGCAUCUCGUUCCGGCGCUCGUUCUCACCAGCCUUCGGAUGGGAUCAGCAAGGUGGUUUUUGGAGGUCAAGUGACGGAGGAGGAGUUUCAAAGUUUAAACAAACGGAAACCUUGUUCAGGGUAUAAAAUGAAAGAGAUGACUGGUAGUGGAAUAUUUGUAGGCGAUGGAGAAGAUGAGGAAGCAGAAGCUGGUAAUGCCAGUGCUACCCCAAAUAACAAAACUGGAAUACGUAUGUACCAGCAAGCGAUGGCUGGAAUUAGUCACAUUUCAUUCGCUGAAGAUGAUAAUGUUUCUCCCAAAAAGCCUGUAUCACUUCCUGAGGUGGCCAAGCAGCGCGAGCUGAGUGGAACCUUGGAAAGUGAGGAUGCAAAUUUGAAGAAGCAGCUUUCAGAUGCUAAAUGCAAGGAGCUUAGUGGACACGACAUCUUUGCACCCCCUCCUGAAAUUUUGCCGAGGCCUACUACUGCGCGCACCCUGGAUUUGAGAGGACACAUAGAUAUUGGAGAAUCUGCUUCACCUGAUCCCGCUGGAGGUCAGAGCACUGUAGUUUCUGCUGAUGAACCACUGAAAACGGCGAAGAAGAUAUACGACAAGAAAUUUAAUGAGCUCUCAGGGAAUGACAUAUUCAAGGGGGAUGCUGCCCCAUCGUCUGCUGAAAAAUCACUAAGCGUGGCAAAACUGCGGGAAAUUAGUGGAAAUGAUAUCUUUGCUGAUGGGAAGGUAGAGUCUCGAGACUACCUUGGUGGCGUACGCAAACCCCCGGGUGGUGAGAGUAGCAUCGCCUUGGUUUAACUUUGUUUUAGGUGGUGGUCUAACAACUGGGGUUGUAUUUUUCAAUCCUUUGGUUUGUUUUCUUCGCAUAGUGGGGAUGUGUUAUUAUAUAAUUAUUGUUAUUAUUACAAUUAUUAUUUGACCUUUGUAUUUUGGGUUUUGGGAGGAAUUUAUUGUUUUAGGUUUUAACGUGUCGUCGGCCGGAGCUAUAUGGAGUAUGGACUAUUACAUCUGCUAAUUGGGUUGUAUGUCCAUAAUUGUUUUUUUUUUCUUUUUCUCUGCGUGUCUUAAUCGAAUGCUUGGGCUGUCUAUUUACGAGGUUUAUUAUUUUCUUGGCCUUUAUUAUUAUUUGAAGUAAAACGGCUAAAAUAUAUUGGGGCUUUUUACGCAA
Messenger RNA from Cannabis sativa, 1726 nucleotides. RefSeq lists its product as uncharacterized. Bases 463 to 1356 code for a protein of 297 amino acids. The record is from RefSeq and is a predicted model, not a curated record. The transcript has 5 exons. NCBI's taxonomy places the organism in Eukaryota, Viridiplantae, Streptophyta, Magnoliopsida, Rosales, Cannabaceae.